Molecule: messenger RNA, 957 nt
Organism: Darwinula stevensoni
Lineage: Eukaryota; Metazoa; Arthropoda; Ostracoda; Podocopida; Darwinulidae
Source: the annotation of a GenBank genome assembly
AUGUUUGGCACUUCAAGGCGGGUCCUACUUAGCAUGCUUCUUAUGGUAUUCCCCUAUCUACCUGCUUCCAACAUCAUCUUUCCUGUCGGCUUCGUCGUGGCCGAAAGAGUUCUCUAUAUCCCCAGUUUGGGGUUUUGCCUUCUCGUUGCAUUGGGUUUCGAGGAAUUGAGAGUGAAGACCCGUCCGAAAACAUGGCGCUCCUUGUUUCUGCUCAAUCUCCUCGGCUGUUUCACAUGGAGGACAUUGGCCAGAAAUCAAGACUGGAGCAGUCGAGAGACUCUUUUCCUUUCGGGGCUCCGCAGCAUCCCUCAAAAUGCCAAGAUGCACUACAAUUACGCCAAUCUGCAGAAGGAUCUCGGGGAGAUGGACCGAGCCCUACUUCAUUACCAAGAAGCGAUUCGAUUAUGGCCCUCUUAUGCCAGUGCCCACAAUAAUUUGGCCACUCUCCUAGAGAACGAAACACAAGCAGAAUUUCACUAUAUACUGGCUCUCAAGUAUCACCCGGAUCAUCCGAAUGCCCUUAUUAAUCUUUCUCGAUUGAAGCGAUGCACACGGGCAUCUUUUGUCCCUUACAGAAAGCAAGGGGACCUGGUGACAGCCCUGGAGCUGAUGAAGCGCAUCUCCCCAGAGGACAAAGCGAAGGAUAGCGAGGAAGACUUGCUUCAACGGAAUCAUUCUCAGAGUGGGAUUAGAAACUCUGAGGAAAUCUACGUCCACGUAGACGAAGUGCCAUCGGGGAACAGAGAAAUGAAUGUGACUCUGAAGGAUCCCGCCUAUUUGGAUCCAUUUCAAGAUGCACUAAGGACGGCUUUGAGUUUCUUCAACCAAAGAGAUUUCAGCCAAGCCUGCCUGCAUUAUCAGCUGGCAAUGCAGUACCUUUCCAUCGAAGACAAUGUGAUCUCGGAUGAAGUGAACUUUCUCGAUGGGUUUCUGUUGCCUUGCCAAGGACAUACGUGA